This is a messenger RNA of Myotis brandtii (Brandt's bat), 6705 nucleotides long. RefSeq names its product fibronectin leucine rich transmembrane protein 2 (gene FLRT2). Bases 955 to 2937 code for a protein of 660 amino acids. The record is from RefSeq and is a predicted model, not a curated record. Gene Ontology annotation, molecular function: protein binding. NCBI's taxonomy places the organism in Eukaryota, Metazoa, Chordata, Mammalia, Chiroptera, Vespertilionidae. The transcript is spliced from 2 exons.
UUGAAUCCGGCUUCUCCGGGGAGCGCAGGGCGCACACAGGGUUAAGUCAGGUCCCUCCCCCGUCGGAGGGAGGGGCAGGGAGGUGGGGGGAAAGCAGCCCAGUGUCUCCGGCUGGGUACCUUGUAGUUAGUUGUACGUUGGAAACCUGUCGCCGUCACUUUCGAGUUUGGCAUCUUCCAUGGUCGCCGCAGAGGAACGAGCGCUCCGAGACGACAUCGGCGGCCGAAGUCUCCGCGCCACGGCUCCGAGCUGCUACCGCUCGGGUGCGUCUCUGGUCCUAGGUCCGGGGUAACCAGCAGCAGCGAGGCCACAGCUCCGCGCCGGCCGCCGUGCCCACCCAGCCCCGGAACCAGGUUGGCAGUUCUCAACGAUGGGCAGGAGGGACCUUGGCGGCGACCCCUAAAACAAUACCAUGCCCCGGGAGCCCCGCUGCUGCCGCGCCAGCUUCUUUCCUUUCCACCUCCCCGACCCCGUCGGAUUCGGAUGAGCCCGCGGCAAGGAGACGCGGACACCAGGUUGCAGAUCAAGCUUAACCGAGAAGGCCAUAGGCUGACUAACGCUGACCGGAACCACAACCGGAGAAGGGUCUUCCGCCUGCCCAGCUGGGCCCCUAUUGAGCGCUCAUAACUUGGCUUCCUUUGUUGCCUGUGCAGAAAAUUAUUGCUUGGAGCAUCUGUAUAGAAAAUUUUCUCUAUUGAAGUUUUUUUUCCUUUCUUUUCUUUCUUUUUUUUUUUUUUUUUGCACAUGGAGGACAAUAGUAAGGAGGGCACCACAGGUUCAUAAGACCAGAGGCCGCAGGAAGAUCCUUCCAGCGCAGGCCUUUGGGACUUUUCCUCUGGUUGGAUUUCUGGACUUCGACAGAUCCCAUCCAAUCAUUUUGGUUUUGCUUUUCUUUUUUUUUUUUCAUCUUUUUCUUUUGUCCAGCACAUUGUAUUUUAUUUCUGGACUUCAGAAAUGGGCCUGCAGACCACACAGUGGCCCAGCCAUGGGGCCUUCCUCCUGAAAUCUUGGCUUCUCAUUUCCCUGGGACUCUACUCGCAAGUGUCCAAACUCCUGGCGUGCCCCAGCGUGUGCCGCUGCGACCGGAACUUCGUCUACUGCAAUGAGCGAAGCUUGACCUCAGUGCCUCUUGGGAUCCCGGAGGGCGUAACCGUACUCUACCUCCACAACAACCAAAUUAAUAACGCGGGGUUCCCUGCAGAACUGCACAACGUCCAGUCGGUGCACACGGUCUACCUGUACGGCAACCAACUGGAUGAGUUCCCCAUGAACCUUCCCAAGAACGUCCGCGUCCUCCACUUGCAGGAAAACAACAUUCAGACCAUCUCGCGGGUGGCUCUCGCCCAGCUCCUGAAGCUGGAAGAGCUCCACUUGGAUGACAACUCCAUCUCCACGGUGGGGGUGGAAGACGGGGCCUUCCGGGAGGCCAUCAGCCUCAAGCUGCUGUUUCUCUCCAAGAACCACCUGAGCAGUGUGCCCGUCGGGCUCCCCGUGGACUUGCAGGAGCUGCGAGUGGAUGAGAACCGGAUCGCUGUCAUCUCAGACAUGGCCUUUCAGAACCUCACGAGCUUGGAGCGCCUCAUUGUGGACGGGAACCUCCUGACCAACAAGGGCAUCGCCGAGGGCACCUUCAGCCAUCUCACCAAGCUCAAGGAGUUCUCCAUGGUGAGGAACUCGCUCUCCCACCCCCCGCCCGAUCUCCCAGGGACGCAUCUGCUCCGGCUGUAUCUGCAGGACAACCAGAUCAACCACAUCCCCCUGACCGCCUUCGCCAACCUCCGCAAGCUGGAGCGGCUGGAUAUCUCCAACAACCAGCUGCGCGUGUUGACCCAAGGGGUCUUCGACAACCUCGCCAACCUGAAGCAGCUCACGGCGCGGAAUAACCCUUGGUUCUGUGACUGCAGCAUUAAGUGGGUCACCGAGUGGCUCAAAUACAUCCCUUCCUCCCUCAACGUGCGCGGCUUCAUGUGCCAAGGCCCCGAGCAAGUCCGGGGGAUGGCCGUCAGGGAGCUGAAUAUGAAUCUUCUGUCGUGCCCCACCACGACCCCGGGCCUGCCUGUCUUCACCCCAGCGCCCAGCACCGCGGCUCCGACCACUGAGCCGCCCACUCCCGCUGUCCCCACCCCUAGCAAAAGCUACCCGCCUCCGACUCCGACCACCUCCAAACUCCCCACGAUCCCCGACUGGGAUGGCAGAGAAAGAGGGACCCCGCCUCUUUCGGAGCGGAUCCAGCUGUCCGUGCAUUUUGUGAACGACACUUCCAUUCAAGUCAGCUGGCUGUCUCUCUUCACGGUGAUGGCCUACAAACUCACGUGGGUGAAAAUGGGCCACAGUUUGGUCGGGGGCAUCGUUCAGGAGCGCAUCGUCAGUGGGGAGAAGCAGCAUCUGAGCCUGGUCAACUUGGAGCCCCGAUCCACCUACCGGAUCUGCCUGGUGCCCCUGGAUGCUUUUAACUACCGGGCCGUGGAGGACACCAUUUGCUCGGAGGUCACCACCCACGCCUCGUAUUUGAACAACGGCAGCAACACUGCCUCCAGCCACGAGCAGACGACGCCCCACAGCCUGGGCUCCCCGUUCCUGCUGGCGGGCCUGAUCGGGGGCGCCGUGAUCUUUGUGCUCGUGGUCUUGCUCAGCGUGUUUUGCUGGCACAUGCACAAAAAGGGGCGCUACACGUCCCAGAAGUGGAAAUACAACCGCGGCCGGCGGAAAGAUGACUACUGCGAGGCGGGGACCAAGAAGGACAACUCCAUCCUGGAGAUGACGGAAACCAGCUUCCAGAUCGUCUCCUUAAAUAACGAUCAGCUCCUUAAAGGAGAUUUCAGACUGCAGCCCAUUUACACCCCAAACGGGGGCAUUAAUUACACGGACUGCCACAUCCCCAACAACAUGCGAUACUGCAACAGCAGUGUGCCAGACCUGGAGCACUGCCACACGUGACGGCCCGGGGCCAGCGUCACGCCGGCGCCCGGGGACACUCCCGGGAACACACACGUGUGCGCGCCUAGAGACACGCAGAUUACAUUUGAUAAAUGUUACUCAGAUGCAUUUGUGCAUUUGAAUACUCUGUAAUUUAUACGGUGUACUAUAUAAUGGGAUUUAAAAAAAAAGUGCUAUCUUUUCUAUUUCAAGUUAAUUACAGACGGUUUUGUAACUCUUUGCUUUUUAAAAUCUUACAAAAUAUAUAUAUAGUUGCUGAAGUACUGUACAGGGUUGUACAAAGAGAACCCAACGCCAAGGCGAGAGAACCGGUGAUUCUUCCUUCCGAUGCACAUUCACCACUUUGCUGUUGACGCUGUCAGGAUCCAUUCCUUUUCCUAGAGCUGGUGGUCAGAUGAAAGGGGCCAUGAAAAUGGACUCAUCGGGGUAGGAGAAAUAACAGGGGUCAAACAAAGGAUGGCCCAGAUAUCUUCAUGCUAUUUCUAUACUUCCUGGUCUGGUAAAAAAGUUAAAAAAAAUGCCAAAAUAUAAGAAAGGAGGUAGUUACCCUGAUUUGACCCAAAGCAGGAAAUGGAGAGAGCAUCACCAGGAAGUCAGUUCCUGUGAGAUAAGUUAACCCAAACUGGCGGCAUCAAGAAAAUGAGGCGAGUUUUGAACAGACCCUCAAACCUGGGGGUUGGUGUUCUGACCAGGAAUUUAUAAAAAAUCACUCCUCCUGCUUCCCUGGUCCUAUGUGAUAACAGAGUUAGAGACCCGAGUCGGAUUCCACUCAUCUUCGGGGACAGGUACGAUGUCCCAGCAAGAAAAUUCCCUUUAGAAGUGUUACUAUUCAAAGUAUAUGUCAGGUUGAAUCACAUUCAACAGAGAUAUAUUCUAGAAUACUUUUUUUAGAAGAGGCUAAUAAAAAUAAUGGGAAGAUUAUAUUGAAUGGAAUUAUUUUUGAUAAUGAGAAUUAUUUGGUAGAGUCACUGCAGCUAUGUCAACAUGAUAUUGAGACAAACAAGGGGUCAUCAGUGUUUGGAAUAUACUAAAACAGCUCGGUAUUUAAAAAGUAUUGAUACUUUUCAGACAACAGCAAGAGAUCAGUGGUUCUGCUAUACUGUCAACUGCCUUUGUUAGUAUCAUGUUGAAAUAGCUUGAAUUAAUACCUUUAACCCCUCGCAAAUUCUUGUCUUCCAAUCACCUCACAUAUAUUUUCAUAAUUAGCUAUUUAUGCUGUUUGUUUUUCUCCCCACUCUAGUCAAAAUUUAAAAGAAAGUUAUGGAUGCCAGUCUUGGUUUCACAAAAUAUCCAUAUACACUUUAAAAUGCAUACUAAUUUUCACUGCUAAUAAUUCUAUAAGGACACAGCAAAACUGACCAAAAAAUGCAUUUUUUUAAAAAAGCAAUAUUGAGUUUUCUCCUUGGAUUGACUUUGAUUCUGUCCCAUUUUGAAAUUUUAUUUAUUCCUUUUCAAUCUCAGAUGUUCCUCUUCUUUGGGAAUUGGGGAGGGAUAAUCAAUCUUAUAUUAACAUGAUAACAGAUGAAAAAUGAACAAGUCAGAGAGCCAAGAUUUUUUCCCCCUAAUUUUGGCAGGGCUGGGCACAGAACAGAGGGCAUAGAGAAGAGAGGGAUGUUCAUGCUUCAAUCUGGACCAUUUUGAGGCAAUGACCAUCUUCAGAAAGCAUAUAUAAUUUCCUCCUUUCCAUCUUUUAGAUUUAGAAGGGCUAUAGAUCUCAUAUAUUUUCUAAAAAAAUAUACCCUUGGAAAAUUCUUUUCAAAGUCAAAUUUAGGCAUUUCACUCUGUGUUGCAUAUUUCCUCUACCACUGGCCGUUAUUUUAGGGACCCAUAAAGUUAAUGCCACAAUCAUUUUAUGCUUGCGCUCACUCACACACACACUCUCUCUCUCCGUCACUCACUUUUAACAAAAUAGAACUGUGAUGUGUCUUCUUUGUAAGUUUAGGUAUAAAAUGCUAUGCAAGUUUUUCUUUAUAGUAAGAGCUUUAUUUUCUUUAAUAAUAUAGCCCCAACUUAUAUGUUUUAACCUUCCUUGUCCCUCAGAAUAAGCAGAAAACAUAACUGAUGAUAUCAUGUUCUAGACACAAGAAUUGAAACUGUGUAGUCAGUUGAGCUGAAAUUAACUAUGAAUUAAUUGAAUUAAUUCUACAGUGAUUUUGAUUUCCAUUUUAGUUGAUUAGCUAGUGAGUUUUGGCUGUUGCUUUUCUAGAGCUAGGUCCACACAGUGAAGGGAUAAGACAAUCUGUGCAGGUGAUCAGUAAAGCAGUGAACCAUCUAAACUUCAGGACAAUGACAUGGGGUUUUGUGUAUUCAACUGGAUAAUUCACUUCCACCACCCUCUUCACCUUGGCUGUGUAGAUAAAACUAUGUGUUCAAAUGAUGGUACUUUGACUUUUGAGGUUGUUUUUCCUUUUAUUCACAGAAUAAUCACUCUUAUUUAUUUGUGUUGUGUGUCUAACCCCUAGUGGGGUAUUUGGCUGCUAAAAUGAUUUACUCUGGGCCAAGGUUGGAGAGGUUCUUUAACAUCUUAUGGGAUUCACAGAAUUAUUUGGGGCUUACGUGGUAUAUUGGGGACUAGUCAUGUGAAAUGGUCAGGAUGAUCGCAAAAGGUUUCUUUGCUAGAAGAUGCUCCUGAAGAGAGAGAAUCUGGUUACAUCUUGUAGUGCAACAUGACAAAGAUGGCCAAAAUGAAAAUCAGUCUCGGUUUGUAAUCACAUAACCGAGGCGCUCACCUACACCAAGAUGAGAAACACAUCAUGGGAUUUGUAAUGUGGUAUGUGUUUUAGGAAAACUGGUAAACAACCAUCAGUGGUGGAUUAUGCUUUGAUGUAUUUGGGCCUGUUCUGCUGGCAUCGUUAUGUAUUCUGAGGUGUUUAGCUGAGAGUCAAAGUUGAAGGUGCAGGCCAAGACCAUGAGCAAAGCCAUACCUACUGGCUUAUAAAGAGCUUGAUGCUGUCUGACCAAGUGAGAUGAUUUCAGAGAGUAGGCCACCAACAUGCAGAGGAAAUUCUCAAAGGAAUAGGCAUAGUCAUGUUCAUAGAGAUAUUACUGACCAUCAGUCAUGCCCAGGGUCGUCAUUAAUACCUGCUUGUUUAAGGAAAUGUGUUUGAUCAUGGUGGGACCCUGGGCUUUCCUCAAAACUAUCAGACACAUUAGUGGCCCAUCACAUGGGACAGUCACAGGCAGAGACUGGACUGUAUUCCCCUCAUUCUACCCUGUGAGGAAAUAUUACAAUUUCUAAUUGUUGGUUGAAAAUACAUUAGAAUUUCCCUUCCUGAUGUUAAAAAAAAAAGGUGUAAUGUGACCAGUCUGGUAAGAAGUAUUAAUGAUGUAGCUAAUAGUACAGGUCCAUUUCCUACCAGUGCAGAUCGUAAUGGUCUCAGACAUUUCACAGGAGUCAGGACUUCCCCACGGAGGACAUGCUCUUCAUGUGAGCAGAGCACCCAUUCCAAACACAGGGAGCAGAUGUGGUCCUUGACCAGCGAACCUCAGCUGCAGAGCCCAUUGCAAACUUUGACAGUGAAGUGGUUACUUUCCAUUGACUUCUUUGUUCAUAACACCUUUCUCUAACUCUUAACAAGGAGACAUUACGUUUCACUUUAGAAGGUGAGAAUAACUUUGCUCAUGACUUACUUUUCCAGCUGCCUGGGAAAGCAAAGCAGGAAAGAGUGCCCAAUUGGGAAAGAGAUAUUUACACAGAACAAACAAAAGACCCCUCCCAAUCCUCAAUCCUGUCAUUGCCUGAGGCUCUUAUUUUUAACUCACUCAAAG